GCUGUCGCAGGUUGGGAGUCGGCGCCGCGGCGGCGUGCGAUUGUGUUGUACUACGUUCUCGGCCCCCUGGACAUGGACUGACCGACCGUUCUGGGAAUGUGCUAGGUGGUGGCUCUGGCUUGGGGGCGACGUCGGCCUCUUUUCCGCCGGAGGACACUCCCGCGUUGGGGGCAGGCUGUUGCACGCGGUGUCAGCGGGCUGAGGUGAACAGACGACAAGCAUGAAGUGACAUUCACAGGUGCUGCAUGCUGAAAUCUAAUGAGAAUGCACCGCCUAUGCAGGAACUAGACCACGAAAUGAAACUAUUGUUUAAAGAGAUCCGUAUCAUUUAUUUGCCAGUAAAUAUAAUGUAUAUGAAUUUUGAAAUCUAAAGAAAAAGCUUCAGAUGGAGCAGAUUAAUAAUGACCCUUCACUUAAUGACCUAGACAGCGACAGCAGACCCACAGACAACGCGGGCAGAAAACCAAGUGAAUUAGAACACUCCUUGUCCAAAAUAACACACAAUGCUUUCGAGAACUUCGGCCAAGGUUUAAAACAGCUUUUUCAUCACCAACGUCGCCGAUCAUCUGUCUCACCCCAAGAUGGUCUCCACAUUCAAUCUGACCAAGAGCUCCCGAGCCCAGACACCUGUGUCCCAACUGCCGAGCUGGACUGGCAAGCUCCAGCUCAACACGCUGCCCAGAGCACUGCUCUCAACAGGGUCCUACAGCAGUUCCGUGUUGCUCCCAUGAUGAAACGGGGUGCAAGCCUGCACAGCCGGAAGAACAAAUUGGACCUGCCCAGAGGAAGUCCACAGAUAUCUCGCAAGUCAGCCCCAGAUGGCACUGGUUCUCUCCUGCUACAGUCUGGCAGACCCCGCUCCUCCUCCACUACUGAACCACCAACCUCCUCUUUGUUUAUGGACACUCUGACCUUCAGUCCUCAUUCAGGAGAGGAGUUUGACCGGGUCGAACGGCUGGAAGUGAACAGUGUGGUUGCUUCGAGCUCAGAUGGGGGGAUUAGUGUGGAUAGCCUAGAUGGUUCACUGGACCCCCAGAGGACGAGAGCUGCCAUUACUCACCUACAGCAGAAGGUGCUGAAGCUUACAGAGCAGCUGAAGGUGGAGCAGACAGCCCGAGAUGACAAUGUGGCGGAGUACCUCAAGCUGGCCAACAACGCUGACAGGCAGCAAGGAGCUCGCAUCAAGCAGGUCUUUGAGAAGAAAAACCAGAAGUCGGCGCAGACUAUCCUGCAGCUGCAGCGCAAGCUGGAGCACUGCCACCGCAAGUUGCGCGAGAUCGAGCAUAAUGGCAUGCCGCGGCAGCCCAAAGAUGUACUCCGGGAUAUGCAGCAGGGCCUGAGGGGUGUGGGGGCCAGGGUGACAGGUUUCAGUGAGGGCGUCGUGGGCAGCGUGCGGGGUGGUCUCUCCAGCUUCUCCCAAGCCACCCACUCAGCCGCAGGGGCCGUGGUUUCCAAGCCACGGGAGAUCGCAUCCCUCCUUCGCAACAGGUUUGGCAGUGCGGAUAACAUCCCCACCCUUAAGGACUCGCUGGAUGAAGCGCAGGCAGAAGAGUGCCUCAAGGGCCUGGAAAUCUGUGGCCACCUGCAAUCCAGCCUCAAGUAUGGCAGCGAGGAGGAGUGCUCGAGUGGCACAUCAGGGUCAGCUGCUAACAGUGUGUCGGGGACACCCCUGGAAUCUACCACCUCCAAAACCAACACACUAGACCUUGCCUGCUCAGGCUUUGCAGGGAUAUUCCAAGAACUGCAGCAAGUGAAGGAGACACAGGCCCAGCUGGAAGAAUCAUUUGACACUUUGAAGUCUCACUAUCAGAGGGAUUAUACAUUAAUGUUACGGACUCUGCAGGAAGAGCGAUACAGGUGUGAACGGCUUGAGGAUCAGCUCAAUGACCUGACAGAGCUUCACCAGCACGAGAUUCUCAACCUGAAACAAGAGUUGGUGAGCAUGGAGGAGAAGAUCGCCUAUCAGUCUUAUGAGCGAGCACAAGACAUUCAGGAGGCUCUGGAAGCCUGUCAGACUCGUAUCUCCAAGAUGGAACUGCAGCAGCAACAACAGCAGGUGGUUCAGCUGGAGGGUCUGGAGAAUGGUACAGCGCGCACCUUGCUGGGCAAACUCAUCAACGUGCUACUGGCUGUGAUCGCAGUGCUCCUAGUCUUUAUCUCAACUCUGACCAACUGCUUGGUGCCACUGAUGAAGACACGAAGCAGGACGUUCUGCACUUUGUUUCUGCUGAUCUUGGUCGUGGUGAUGUGGAGGAACUGGAAGGUGAUCACCUGGUAUGCUGGGCAAUUUGCUUGGUCCCCUACUUGAUGCUAAGAUGUGAACUUGGGUCCACUUUGAAUUACAGACUGUUUAACCAAUGUACUUGGACACUGAGUGGAUUUGUUUACAUUUGAAGGACACUUCUUUCUCUGACUACACUGGGCAUGGGAUUUGAAGGUUCACGUAAAUCUGAUUGGUUGGUGAUUUGUGUAAUGACUGUGUGAGAUCCUUUCUGCAGCCUAGGUACUAACUGACAGAGCAGAAGUUUGUUAAAUGCUUUGUUGCUAACCUUCUCACUCUCCAAAUAUCUCAAGGGAGGAGAGAAACAAUAGCAAAACUGCUUGAAAUUUAAUGCACCAUCUCUGAUAGAGAAAUGUUUUAUAUUUUGUUUGACUAAGUCCAGUUUUGCAAUAUUGAAAAGUAUCUUACUGUAAAGUAUGGCACGUUCCAUCUUCCAAAAAUUCACCAAAACAAUGUGUAUUCAGGGAAUCCUCAGGCCCAUUUUUAAAGUGAACCCGUUGGCCAAGCCGGCUCCUGUACGUGAGAGGGUGGGAACGGCACCGUACCCUAUGCCAUGGAGUGACUGUGUGCUUAUUGAGGAGACCACUGGCAUCCUCCUUGCCUUGAAGCUCACACACUCCACCCAACCCCUUCCCAUGUGACUAACAUACUUGAAGAGUGUAAUGCUCAACUGUCUCAGUGCUUCCAUACUGCUUCUAAAAUAGGCAAGUUUUUAGCAAUGAAUUUUAAUUUAACUUAAAUAUGUGUAGAGUCUUUUAAAUUAAAUAAUUUACAUUCAUAGAGAUCCCAUCCAUCUCAAGGCAUCCCAUUCUAAUUCAUUACAGCCCCAAACUGGGCUCAGUUGAUCCUGGGCAAAGGGCAGUGCUCCAAAUGCCUCUAAUGAUGCUAUCCUGCCUAAAGCUGCCCACCCCAGCUACCUCCGGUGAAGUGAAGAAGUCUGAUUUAUUCGCAGCAGCAUGGAUGACAAUUGCUGAGUGUUGUGAAAUAGUCUUUGUACAGUUAAGAUUGCCUCUGCUCUAUGACAUAGGAUUUCCCAGUUACAUCAAUUGGAGAGAUGCUUCCACGUGAAGCUUGUUUGGGCAGCAGUGUGUGGGCUUCCCACUUCCACAAGGAAGGUCCAUCCUGAGAGUUUGCAUUUUCCCCCCAUUUUAGAAUGGGACGUCAAAAUCAGGUGUCACAAUCUUGCUAGAAACUGGGAAUUUCAAAGCACAAAGUAAGCUGCACAGAAGCCAAUGUAAGACCAGCUGCAAUGCAGCCUUCAGAAUUGAGAGUUAAGACUGUAAUGAGGCUGGCUUUAUUAAUAUAAAACAAAGCUUUAUUAAUGCAGUUAUCCACUUAUUUGCUGCUGUGAAGGUAUUUCUUUAGGUUGAGUGGUGGAUAAUCUGAGCCAUUGGAAGGCAUGGUACAGCUGCACUGCGUGCAAGGAGCUGUGUGAGAUAUGAGAGACACUCAAGGAAUUAACACUGUAGUUAGUUUACAGCUACUUUCUGAUUGCAUUGCAUCUUGGUUACUGGGCAGUUACUGUACUGUACUUUAAAUAAAGACCUUGGCUAUAUUCA
Molecule: messenger RNA, 3840 nt
Organism: Mobula hypostoma (lesser devil ray)
Lineage: Eukaryota; Metazoa; Chordata; Chondrichthyes; Myliobatiformes; Myliobatidae
Product: transmembrane and coiled-coil domains protein 1-like
Exons: 5
Coding region: 386-2308 (640 amino acids)
Cellular component (GO): endomembrane system
Source: RefSeq, a predicted model, not a curated record